UUAAAUCCGGCGGUGGGCGGUGCCGUGCACAUCCGAGCACCAUGGAGGGCGAGCCGGGGCAGCAGCGCGGCAGCCCAGGCCGCGCCGAGAGGCUGAGCGAGCGAAUGCUGGACGAGUUCGUGUCGCUGCACGGCCCCGCGCUGCGCGCCUCGGGCGUCCCGGAGCGCUUGUGGGGCCGCCUCCUGCACAAGCUGGAGAACGAGGUUUUCGAUGCUGGGGACAUGUUUGGGAUAAUGCAAGUGGAGGAGGUGGAAGAGGCUGAGGACGAGGCUGCCAGGGAGGCUCAGAGGAAGCAGCCCAACCCUGGGAGCGAGCUGUGCUACAAGGUCAUCGUGACCAGUGAAAAUGGAGUCCGGGCUGAUGAUCCCAACAGCAUCUUCCUCAUCGACCAUGCCUGGACAUGUCGUGUGGAGCAUGCUCGUAAACAGCUGCAGCAGGUACCGGGACUCUUGCACCGUAUGGCUAACCUGAUGGGCAUCGAGUUCCAUGGUGAGGUGCCCAGCCCAGAAGUUGUGGCCCUGGUGCUGGAGGAGAUGUGGAAGUUCAACCAGACCUAUCAGCUGGCCCACGGGACAGCCGAAGAGAAAGUGCCCGUGUGGUACAUCAUGGAUGAGUUCGGCUCCAGGAUCCAGCAUGCGGACGUGCCGAGCUUCGCCACCGCUCCAUUCUUCUACAUGCCUCAGCAGGUGGCCUACACACUGCUGUGGCCCCUAAGGGACCUAGACACAGGCGAGGAGGUGACCCGGGACUUUGCCUACGGAGAGGCAGACCCUCUGAUCCGGAAAUGCAUGCUGCUGCCCUGGGCCCCUGCCGACAUGCUGGACCUCAGCUCCUCCACGCCUGAGCCUCCUGCCAAGUACUAUCAGGCCAUCCUGGAGGAAAACAAGGAGAAACUGCCCCUCGCCAUUAGCCCAGUGGCACGUCCCCAGGGCCACAUCUUCAGGGUCCACUCCGACAUGCAGCAGGUGCUCUGCCACCUCACCCACCCACGCUUCGCCUUUACUGAAAGCGAGGCUGACGCCGACAUCCUCUACCACUUCUCACACUUCAAGGACUACAGGACACUCAGUCAGGAGAGGCCACGGGUGCUACUCAACCAGUUCCCCUGCGAGAACCUGCUGACCGUAAAGGACUGCCUGGCCUCCAUCGCUCGCCGGGCCGGGGGUCCUGAAGGUCCCCGCUGGCUGCCCCGAACCUUCAACCUGCGCACUGAGCUGCCCCAGUUCAUCAGCUGUUUUCAGCACCGGGAGAGACAGGGUGAAGACAACCACUGGAUCUGUAAGCCCUGGAACCUGGCCCGCAGCCUGGACACGCACGUCACCAACAACCUCCACAGCAUCAUUCGGCACCGAGAAAGCACCCCCAAGGUUGUGUCCAAGUACAUCGAAAGCCCCGUCCUGUUCCUUCGAGAAGAUGUGGGGAACGUCAAGUUUGACAUCCGCUACGUUGUGCUGCUGCGCUCAGUGAGGCCGCUGAGCUUGUUCGUGUAUGACGUGUUCUGGCUACGCUUCUCCAAUAGGCCCUUCGCACUCAAUGACCUAGACGACUAUGAGAAGCAUUUCACCGUCAUGAACUAUGACCCAGACGUGGUGCUGAAGCAGGUGCACUAUGAUGAGUUCAUCCCCCAGUUCGAGAAGCAGUACCCAGAGUUUCCGUGGAGUGGUGUCCAGGCUGAGAUCUUCAAGGCCUUCACAGAGCUGUUCCAAGUGGCAUGUGCCAAGCCACCCCCCAUGGGCCUCUGCGACUACCCCUCAUCCCGGGCCGUAUAUGCUGUUGACCUCAUGCUCAAGUGGGAUAGCCAUCCAGGUGGAAAGCGGGUGAUGCAGCCCCAGAUCCUGGAGGUGAACUUCAACCCCGACUGUGAGCGAGCCUGCAGAUACCACCCCACGUUCUUCAACGAUGUCUUCAGCACCUUGUUUCUGGAUGAGACCGACGGCUGUCACGUGACCCGCAUCAUCUAGGUGCCCAAAGCCCUCCUGCCUGUGCUCACAGCCGGUUCCAGCCCCUGCUCAUGGAGCUGUUUCCACCGGCCCAGCCUUCUCCCUCCUCCUCUUCCUCCCUCUU
Molecule: messenger RNA, 2064 nt
Organism: Peromyscus eremicus (cactus mouse)
Lineage: Eukaryota; Metazoa; Chordata; Mammalia; Rodentia; Cricetidae
Gene: Ttll12
Product: tubulin tyrosine ligase like 12
Exons: 14
Coding region: 42-1961 (639 amino acids)
Biological process (GO): protein modification process
Source: RefSeq, a predicted model, not a curated record